GCCAUAUAAGGCGCGGUGGGCGGGGCCAGGGGCUCAGACGCUGCCGAGAUGGACGGGAGUUUCGAGGCGUGCUGGGAGGCCGCGCGGUGGCUGCGGGCGCAGUUGCGGGAGCCGCCGCGGGUGGCGCUGGUGUGCGGCUCGGGGCUGGGGGCGCUGGCCGAGGAGCUGACGGAGCCGAUAGCCAUCGACUAUCGCGACAUCCCGCACUUCCCGCGCAGCACCGUGCAGGGCCACGCCGGCCGAUUGGUCGUGGGGCGCCUCGGCUCCGCCCCCUGCGCCGUCCUGCAGGGGCGGUUCCACCUCUACGAGGGAAACGCCCCCAGCCAGGUGGUCAUUCCCGUCCGGACCAUGGCCCUGCUCGGUGUCCACACCCUGGUGCUGACCAACGCCGCGGGGUCACUGCGGCCGGAGCUCGGCCCCGGUCACCUGCUGGUCAUCCGCGACCACAUCGACCUGCCCGGCCUGGCCGGACGCUCGCCGCUCGUGGGGCCCAAUGACGAGAGGUUCGGUACCCGUUUUCCGUCCAUGACCGACGCCUACGACCCCGCCCUGCGGCGCCUGGCCCUCGCCCUGGCCCCCAAGGAGCUGCGGGCGCGCUCGGGGGUCUACGUGGGCGUGGGGGGCCCGAGCUACGAGACCCCGGCCGAGUGCCGGUACCUGCGCAGGGCGGGGGCGCACGCCGUCGGUAUGAGCACGGUGUCGGAGGCGGCGGCCGCGCGCCACCUGGGCCUGCGCGUGCUGGGGCUGUCACUCAUCACCAACUCCGCCCCCGCCGACAGCGACGACGAGGAUGACGAGGGCGGUGACGUCACGGCGGGAGGGGCGGGGCCGGGGGCGGGGCACGAGGAGGUGCUGGCCGCCGCCCAGGAGGGGGCGCGGCACCUGCGCGCGCUGCUGGCCGCCCUCGCCCCGCGAUUGGACGAGCCGGGGAGACACGCCCCGCUCCGUGACGUCAUCGCGGCGGCGGCCGCGGGAGGGGUGACGUCGUCGUCCUCGGGGUGAUGAUGUCAUCGUCCCGGGGUGUGGGGAAUGUCACAUGGGCGGUGCCUUGGGGAGGAGCCCCCCGUGAGAUGGGGGGCGGUGCCUUGGGAAUCAAAUCCCCAAAAAUGCCCCAAAAAUUCCCAAAAAAUGCCCCAAAAAUUCCCCAAAACACCCCAAAAAUGCCUUGAGAAUCACCUGGAAAUCCCCAAAAAUUCCGCCCAAAAAUAUCCCAAAAAAAAAAUCACCUGGGAAUUUUCUGGAAAUCCCAAAAAAUCCCCCAAAAAUUCCCAAAAAAAUCCCCCCAAAAAUGCCUUGGGAAUCACCUGGAAAUCCCAAAAAUAUCCCCCCAAAAUCCCUUUGGGAAUUCCCAUGAAAUCUCCCAAAAAAUUCCCCCCAAAAAUGCCUUGGGAAUUAACUGGAAAUCUCAAAAAAAUCUCCAAAAAAUCCCCAAAAAAGUCCUCACAAAAUUCCCCAAAAAAAUCCCCAAAAUAUCCCCUGGGAAUCUUCUGGAAAUCCCAAAAAUUCUCCACAAAAAUCCCCUGGGAAUUUUCUGCAAAUUCCCCCAAAAAUUCCCUUGGUAAAACCCCAGAAAAUCCCCCAAAAACACUUAGGGAAUUCCCCCAAAAAUCCCUUUGGAAAAUCCCUAAAAAAAAUUGGGGGGAAAUGGGGGGAAAAUGAGAAAAAAAAAUUGUAAAAAAUGUAAAAAAUGGGACGGGGGAGGGAAAUGGGAAAAUUUGGGUGAAAAUGAGAAAAAAAACGGGAAAAAUCUGGAAAAUCCCCGGGAGUCCCCCGGGAAUUCUGUGGCAUUCCAGUGGCAUUAAUUAAUUAACUCUGUGUCGUUAAUUAAUUAAUCCUGUGUCAUUAAUUUUCGUGUUGUCACAUUUGCGCCGGAUUUUGCCUUAAUUCCCCGGAAAUCCGCCAAAUUCCGUGCCGUUAAUUAAUCCUGUGUCGUUAAUUAAUUUCGUGUUGUUAAUCCCGUGUCAUUAUUUAAUUCCAUCUCAUCAAGUCCGAGUCAUUAAUGCCGUGUCAGUAAUUAAUUCCGUGUCAUUAAUUAAUUCCGUGUAGUUUAUUAAUUCCGCGUCAUUUAUUAAUUCCAUGUAAAUAAUUCCGUGUCAUUAAUGUCCUCUUACUAAUUCCGUGUCAAUAAUAAAUUCCAUGUCAUUAAUCCCGUGCCAUUAAUUAAUUCCAUGUAGUUUAUUAAUUCUGUGUCGUUAUUUAAUUCUGUGUCAUUAAUCCCAUGUCAUUAAUUCCGUGUUAUUAAUUAAUUCUGUGUCAAUAAUUAAUUCCAACUCAUCAAUUCCAUGCCGUUAAUUCCAUGUCAUUAAUUCCGAGUAAUCAAUUAUUCCGUGUCAUUAAUCCGAUUCAUUAAUUCCGAUUCAUUAAUUAAACCCCGCUCAUUAAUUCCGUGCUAUCCCGGUCUUUGUCCCCUCUGGAUUUUGCCUUAAUUCCGUGUAAUUAAUUAAUUGAUUAAUUAAUCACCCCCCCUGUAAUUAGCUCCAUUAAUGAGCGGCGACCUCUCAGGGCCAGGGUUAAUUAACCCCAUUGAUUAAUUACCCCGGGCUAAUUAAUCCCCUCCAGAAAUCCUUCCAGGUUCAUUAGCCUCGUUCUGGUAAUUAAUUAGUUAAUAGGCAUUCCAGGCUAAUUAAUCCCCAUUCCUUAAUUAUUCUGGAUUAAUUGGCCCACCCCGUUUACUGCCCCGGGCUCAUUAGUGCUGUCACUUUAUUAAUUAACCUUAAUUAAGUAAUUGCUGCAAUUAAUUAUUUAAGGCUAAAUAGCUCCUCAAUUAAUUAAUUCAGGGUAAUUAAUGAUUAGUUAGCCCAGGCUGAUCAUUAAUUAUUAAUUAAUAACACUUCAUUACCCCCCCAGAUUAAUUAACUCAGGGCUCAUCGUUGCCAUUAAUUAAUCAAUCCAUGCUAAUGACGUCUGCGGUUAAUAACCAAAGGCUAAUUAAUCACGGUGCUUAAUUAAUUGAUUCUGCUGCUUUCAGGGCCUUAAUUAACCCUAAUUAUUAUUAAUUAAUCAAUGAUUAGAGGCUAAUUAGCCAAUUACUCAUUGGGCUGCUCCGUCGCCAUUUGCGCUGCUCGUUAAUUAAUUAAUUAAUUAAUUAAUAAUUAAUCAGACAUUCCAGCUCGUUUACAUUCCAGGGCGCCCCUCCCCCGUGGCCAGUUAAUGAAUUAAUUAAUGAAUUAAUGAUUGAUUAAUAAAAGGGAGGGGUGGGCGUGGCCGCGGCCGACGGUUCGUUAAUGAAAGCUCAUUAAUGCCGAUUAAAUUAAAGGCUGUUUGAAAGUUC
Molecule: messenger RNA, 3271 nt
Organism: Zonotrichia leucophrys gambelii
Lineage: Eukaryota; Metazoa; Chordata; Aves; Passeriformes; Passerellidae
Gene: PNP
Product: purine nucleoside phosphorylase
Exons: 6
Coding region: 49-1002 (317 amino acids)
Biological process (GO): nucleoside metabolic process
Cellular component (GO): cytoplasm
Molecular function (GO): purine-nucleoside phosphorylase activity
Source: RefSeq, a predicted model, not a curated record